This is a messenger RNA of Gryllus bimaculatus (two-spotted cricket), 486 nucleotides long. The record is from the annotation of a GenBank genome assembly. Lineage: Eukaryota; Metazoa; Arthropoda; Insecta; Orthoptera; Gryllidae.
AUGCUGGCCGCGGACAACGCCAUCUCACAGUGGGCCGCGGACGCGUUCUCUCCCCACGUCGUCAUCACACUAGACCUGCGACGCAACCGCCUCACCGCCAUUGGCGGGGACAUGCUGAGAGCGUUGCGCAACCAGUGGGGCCUCAGGCACCUGCUGCUGCAAGGCAACCCCCUCAGCUGCGACCCGUGCAAAGUGCGUGACUUCGCCAGGUGGGUGAACGCGCAGGCCAACCUGGACCGGCAGCACGUGCGGGAGCUGACGUGUGGGAGCGGUGGAAAGCGGACUCCCCUGCUGGAGACGAGUGUGGACUGCAAAGAGCCCACGUGGCUGUUGGAGCUUUUCCUCCCGGUCUGUGCUUUUCUGGUGCUCGGUGGUGUGUUCUACGUCAUCUGGUUAGUGUGGCGCAAGGAACUCACGUACAUGAUGAAAAUUGCUCAUCUAAGGCCGAUAGUUGUGUGGCCUGGAUACUUUACUCGCAACAGAUAA